Messenger RNA from Saccharomyces cerevisiae S288C, 2079 nucleotides. RefSeq names its product MRX complex nuclease subunit (gene MRE11). The coding region runs from base 1 to 2079 and encodes 692 amino acids. The transcript has a single exon. The record is from RefSeq and is marked reviewed. NCBI's taxonomy places the organism in Eukaryota, Fungi, Ascomycota, Saccharomycetes, Saccharomycetales, Saccharomycetaceae. Gene Ontology annotation, molecular function: endonuclease activity; DNA endonuclease activity; 3'-5'-DNA exonuclease activity. Gene Ontology annotation, biological process: double-strand break repair. Gene Ontology annotation, cellular component: chromosome; chromosome, telomeric region; nucleus.
AUGGACUAUCCUGAUCCAGACACAAUAAGGAUUUUAAUUACUACAGAUAAUCAUGUGGGUUACAACGAAAAUGAUCCCAUUACUGGCGAUGAUUCUUGGAAAACUUUCCAUGAAGUCAUGAUGCUGGCCAAAAAUAACAACGUAGACAUGGUUGUACAGUCCGGUGAUCUUUUUCACGUGAAUAAGCCUUCCAAGAAGUCACUCUACCAAGUACUGAAGACUUUGAGAUUAUGUUGCAUGGGUGACAAGCCUUGCGAGUUAGAAUUAUUGAGCGAUCCCUCACAAGUUUUUCACUACGAUGAAUUUACCAACGUUAACUAUGAGGACCCCAACUUUAAUAUUUCUAUUCCCGUAUUCGGCAUAUCAGGUAAUCAUGAUGAUGCGUCGGGGGACUCACUGUUGUGUCCUAUGGAUAUACUUCAUGCGACUGGUCUAAUAAAUCAUUUCGGGAAAGUCAUCGAAUCUGAUAAAAUAAAAGUCGUGCCAUUAUUAUUUCAGAAAGGGUCCACUAAGUUAGCAUUGUACGGAUUAGCCGCUGUUCGUGAUGAAAGGUUAUUUAGAACUUUUAAGGAUGGUGGUGUCACUUUUGAAGUACCGACUAUGCGAGAAGGUGAAUGGUUUAAUUUAAUGUGCGUCCAUCAAAAUCAUACAGGUCACACGAAUACUGCAUUUUUACCUGAACAGUUCUUGCCAGAUUUCCUGGAUAUGGUGAUAUGGGGUCAUGAACAUGAGUGUAUUCCGAAUCUCGUACACAAUCCAAUUAAAAAUUUUGAUGUAUUACAACCAGGUUCAUCUGUAGCUACUUCACUUUGUGAGGCUGAGGCACAACCCAAGUAUGUCUUUAUCCUUGACAUAAAGUAUGGAGAAGCACCAAAAAUGACACCUAUUCCUCUUGAGACUAUACGGACAUUCAAAAUGAAAUCCAUUUCGUUACAAGAUGUUCCCCAUUUGAGGCCUCACGAUAAAGAUGCUACGUCUAAGUAUCUUAUUGAACAAGUUGAAGAAAUGAUCCGCGACGCUAAUGAGGAAACUAAACAAAAAUUAGCGGACGAUGGUGAAGGUGACAUGGUUGCGGAAUUACCGAAACCAUUGAUCAGAUUACGUGUUGAUUAUAGUGCACCCUCCAAUACACAAUCCCCAAUAGAUUACCAAGUUGAAAACCCGCGUAGAUUUAGCAAUCGAUUUGUGGGACGUGUUGCUAACGGUAAUAACGUUGUGCAGUUUUAUAAAAAAAGGUCACCUGUAACUAGAUCAAAAAAAUCCGGUAUAAAUGGAACAAGCAUCAGUGAUAGAGAUGUUGAGAAACUUUUCAGCGAAAGUGGCGGUGAACUAGAAGUUCAAACUUUGGUUAAUGAUCUCUUGAACAAAAUGCAACUAUCUUUAUUACCAGAAGUUGGUUUGAAUGAAGCAGUAAAGAAGUUUGUAGAUAAAGAUGAGAAAACAGCUCUUAAAGAAUUUAUUAGCCAUGAAAUAUCGAACGAAGUUGGAAUAUUAUCUACGAAUGAAGAAUUUCUGAGAACAGAUGAUGCAGAGGAAAUGAAAGCGCUUAUAAAACAGGUUAAGCGUGCUAACAGUGUUAGGCCGACUCCCCCUAAAGAAAAUGAUGAGACAAAUUUCGCAUUCAAUGGUAAUGGGCUAGAUUCCUUCCGGUCUAGUAAUAGAGAAGUAAGAACUGGAUCUCCAGACAUUACCCAAUCACAUGUUGAUAAUGAAUCAAGAAUAACCCAUAUUAGUCAAGCGGAAAGCAGUAAGCCAACGAGCAAACCCAAACGAGUGCGAACUGCAACGAAAAAGAAAAUUCCUGCUUUUUCAGACUCAACUGUCAUAUCCGAUGCAGAAAAUGAACUCGGUGAUAAUAACGAUGCUCAAGAUGAUGUUGAUAUUGAUGAGAAUGACAUAAUUAUGGUCAGUACUGACGAAGAGGACGCUAGUUAUGGUUUACUUAAUGGUCGAAAAACAAAAACAAAGACUCGUCCUGCUGCGAGCACCAAAACCGCUUCCAGAAGGGGAAAAGGAAGAGCAUCAAGGACGCCAAAGACGGAUAUUCUUGGAAGUCUCCUUGCUAAGAAAAGAAAAUAG